Epinephelus fuscoguttatus (brown-marbled grouper) is the source of this 4464-nucleotide messenger RNA. RefSeq names its product myelin protein zero (gene mpz). Gene Ontology annotation, biological process: myelination. Gene Ontology annotation, cellular component: membrane. The record is from RefSeq and is a predicted model, not a curated record. NCBI's taxonomy places the organism in Eukaryota, Metazoa, Chordata, Actinopteri, Perciformes, Serranidae.
AUGGGCCGGGCUGGGCCUGAGCGAGGGGUGUGGUUGGGUAUAAACCAGGGGACAGUGGGUUUUCUGUUGUUGUCCAGUUUUGAAGCCCUCUGCCUGGCGUCCUGCACCCCUCCACUCCACUUCUUUCUUUCUCCUCCUUCCACUCACACUCCCUCCAGAGUGGGACUCUUCCUCGACAGGCUCCUGUCAGGUCCGCAGCAUAAGUCUUUUGGGAGUCCCUAGAAGCCAGAAACCAUGCUGACGUUUUUGGCGCUGGCGUCGGUUGUCCUCCUGGGAAUAGUACCUGAGCAGUCCCAGGCUAUAGUGAUUUACACUGGCUGGGAGCGUCACGCCCUCUUGGGCUCCGACAUCCGGCUGUCCUGUUCCUUUUUCUCCUGGCGCUGGACCUCGGAGGAUGUCACCUUCUCCUGGACAUACAGGCCUGAUGGCUCCCGGGACAGCAUUUCUAUCUUCCACUACACUGGCGGUGUUCCCUAUGUGGACAACAAGGGCCCAUUCAGGGACCGGCUGGAGUUCGUGGGAAACCCAAGCCGCCGUGAUGGCUCCAUCUUGAUCAAGAACCUGGACUUCAACGACAAUGGCACCUUCACCUGUGACGCCAAGAACCCCCCUGACAUAGUGGGCCGGCCUUCCAGCGUCCGCCUGCUGGUCUUUGAGAAGGUGCCCAUCCAGGCUGGCGUGAUCACUGGGGCCAUCAUCGGGGUGGUGCUGGGCCUGCUGGUUCUCAUCGUGGUCAUCUACUACCUGAUGAGGUUCCUGGUGGCGCGCCGUGUCUUCAGCCUCAGUGUCAGCAAACAUGGCAAGAAAAAGAAAGAGGGAUCACAGCAGAGACAGGGCCCCGUGCCUCCCGCCGAACCCUCCAAGGUGAAGGCGGCCGCCUCGGAAAAGAAGAAGCAGGAGUCUCGCAAGGAUAAGAAAUAGGAUACGGGGAGGGGCUGGGGCGGGCUCGUCGACCGGCUGCUCCAGCCCAUACACCUGGCGGUGCCGAUGGUGCAGUCCAAGCCGCAGCAGCAAACCAUAGCCAAAAAGACAGACAGGGUGGUGGGAGGAGGGGAACAGGGCACGGCCCGGGUGCUGAUGACCAUCGACCUGGAGCUGACCGGCAGAAAUGGGGAACAGAGACCCGGUGGUGAGGGAGGGAUAGGAAAGUCCGAACCGGUUGGCUUCCUCUCCCGCCUCGUCAACCAGCUCACCUUCAAAAAAUAAACCAAUAGGGAGGCGGGGGAGGCCAAGGGGGGAGGGAGCAAUCAAGGAUAAGAGAGUGGGAAGUCUACUGAGGAGACAGCAGGAGAGUUAAACCACAAACCUACUUCACACCCACCACAACGCCAACCUGAGUGCCUGAAUAAAUGAGUCAAAUCAUAUCUGCUCUUGUCACAGGCUGAUGACUGUAGACGCAGCUAUAUGGGCCGAGAUCUAAGAUGUCGUGAUAAUCUCUUACACCAGCCGGCACCCCGAGUACUUUUGUCAGGUCAUAAGAUAUGCCAUUUGAAGCGAGACCCUAAGACGGCUGGGUUUGAUAACAAAAUCUAAAAAGCUGCUCCCCGGGUUUUGCCUUUCUGGUUCCUUUCAUUGUGAUCCUAUCCACAGAAAAAGCUUUCUCCAAGUGCGUCCGAUACGCAUCACGAAUCCCAAGCUGCGGGGACAAGCCAAUUUGCUUUUUUUUUUCGCAGGCAACGUGUCAAACUCUAACUUUCUCCCCUCGCACUGAUCUUCAUUCUUUUUUACUCUCCAAUCCCAUUUCUUCCUCUUUCACUGUGAAUUUCCUGACUUUCUUGUUAAUUCAAAUUACAGAAGUGAUUUAUAUGCUAACUGCUCUAUCCUGUUUCUCUUCCUCUCUCACUUCCCUUCCCUCUUUUCUUCCUUUUCUCUCUCCUGUAGAUAAAGGUCUGACUUCUCCAUGACUGCCUCCACUCCUCUAGUCUGCUCCCUCCUUUACUGCCCAGCCUGAUGCAACCCCCAUUAUUUCCCAUUAUCUCCUCUCUUUCAAGACAGCACUGGCUGUAAGAAUAGUCCUACUAUAUCAGUGGCAACAGCGUCAAAUAAUUUUUACAACGGCUGAUUGGAGACUCUGUAUGCACUCAUUGGGCAAACUGUAAAACUGUUUAAGGCCUAACAACGCACAUAACUUCCUUAAGAGGAACCCGAAAGACAUCCCUCUGUGUUUAGAGUCCCCUGAAUCUUCCCCCUUAAUGUUUACGACUCAAUCACACACACUGAGCGGAGCUGUGAGUGCACUCUGGACUUCAGAUAGAGAAAAAGAGAGACAGAGACGGAGAGGAGAGUGAUAGUGGGAGAGAAAUAUGAUUCCUGCUCUCAGCCGGCGUAGAUAGAGGUUCAAGCCCUCGAGCUCGGGGUGAUUCAAUCCUCUCACAUUUGAGCUAAUGGAGGUUGUCGCCGUGUCCCUGCCCUGGCUAAAGGGGGCUAUUUCUGGCCCUAUAAGUGCGUACGGGCUUACUGUAACAGCUGCACAUUUUUCAGCUAACAGGGGAGGGGGAGCGAUAAAGAAAGAGGUGAGCAGGGUGGAUGGGGGUGGGGGGGGUGCCCGCUGAGCUGUUUGUGCCUGAGUGCAUGAGGCUGUCCGCUGUUGACUUGACGGCCGUCGACUGACGACCUGGAAUGACGUCACGGCCCGGAGGGCUGACGGAUGCUCUCAGGAGUCUUGACAAAAGGGGCUUACCAGGAAGAGGUGCAGCUUCUGUGCUCUCAGAGUUAUUUUAGGUCCAGUUAAUCCGCUUGCACGUUUCUCCUCGCCAACCCAGGGCUAAUUAUUUUAGCACGUGCUGGUAACGAGAUAUCUCUCUCUCCAUCUUCCUCUCUCCCUCCCUCCCUGCCUCCUCUGCUGUCUUCACUCCUUUGUUAUUCACUCUUCAUCUCUGCUCCCAUCUUGGGAUUCAUCUCCUCCCUCCAAACCCUUGUUUCGUUCUCUCUGUCCUUACGUCUUUGGCUUCCUUCAUCUCUUCCUCUUCCUGUCUUCUAGUGACUGUGCACUGCAUUAUUCCCCCACAGAAAAGGCCUAUACACAAUCCACUCCACUCUUUAAGCCUCUCCUUAUCUGACUGCCAGGCCUACAGCUCAAUGCUCUGCUCCUCUUUCCUCUCUCUUCUGUCCUUCCUACUCCUCGUCCUUCUUCUUCUCUUUCUCAAACUCGAUGACGGACAUCUCUCUCCCCUCCCUCCGGCUUGCCCAAUGAUCGACGAACGCCCUCUCGCUUGCCCUUCAAAGUGCCACCUCCCCCAAAGGCAUGUUCCCCUGCCAGCCCGCCUUCCCUUCUUCCUCCGACCCUUUACUGUCUUGUUUCUGCUGGUUCGAAUGCCAAAAUGCUCUCCUCUGCCCCUCACUGGCAAAGGACGGAAACACAUGGGCAGAAAUCCGCCUUUAGUUCUCACUGAAGACGCCAAACAUAUAUAAUCUAGCUAGCUCUCUUCCGGUCGCAAAUACGACGCGUGUUUUAUGUAUAUGUGUGUUUAAAAAUGAAGAUUUGAUAUAAAGCAAAAAAAAUAAAAACAGUAUGUCACCCUAAGUUAAGCAAAUAAUGUUUUCUGAGACAUUUUUUACAUGUGUACAAAAAGAAAACACAUGGAGAACAUGUUUAUCAAGGCAGGGAGGAAAUGUAAUUGUAUUCAAUUGAAUAUGUCAUUAUAUUUCUGACCUUGUGUGUUAUGUAAGGUACUGUGUGGCUGUCUCUCUGGUGCACAUUUUAUUCCGAGACGAUUGGAAAUCGAGGUCGUCGUGCGGCGUCGGAGAGAAGACGAGGGGUGGAUAAGGGUUCGGUUAGCCUCAGAUUCAGCGCGAUGUGGCUGGGGAGAAAAUAAAAAAAGGGGGAGGAAGGUGCUUGCUGUGGGAGAACGCUUUGGAGGAAGAGACUUAUCUGGCGUGUUAAGCCAAGCCAAAAAUCCAUAUGUAUCACCACAGAUAGAGUCGGCUCUUCCCCCAGAGCUUUCUUUUAAAGGUGCUCCUUCCCCAACCCUGAGCCAAAGAUGGAUUGCGAUCUGCGUGCUUGAUAUGCAGGGUGGACAGUGUAGACUUGAAUGUUCCUUUAAAAUUCAUAACGGCAAUGGAGGUGCUAAAAAUCCACAUCUUUAUAACUGGAGAUCUGUUUCACUAGUCGCUGUUUAACUAUCCAGUCACGUGGAUUAGUUAGAAUGUUUUCUUCUUUUUCAGCAAAGCCACACAGACACCUGACAUAAGACAAACAGCAUUAAAAUGCCUUUUAAAAAAGUGUUUUAUAUGUAUUAUGAACUGUAUUAGUCAUAGUUGCACAAUAACCUUCCUUUAUUUGAAAUGACUGGAGCUUCUUACAUUUUUUUACAUUUAUUUUAAUGCUUGUGAUAAUUCCAGAGCACUAACAACUUUUGAUGACUCUGUAUAAUAUGUUGUAAAGAGAACGUAAAUAAAAAAAAUUAAAGCCCCAAAGCGCGGCUGUUGUCAACAGAAGACAAAGUAAACCCAGCUGAAAAUGUC